Ficedula albicollis (Collared flycatcher) is the source of this 1128-nucleotide messenger RNA. RefSeq names its product ER membrane protein complex subunit 7 (gene EMC7). The record is from RefSeq and is a predicted model, not a curated record. NCBI's taxonomy places the organism in Eukaryota, Metazoa, Chordata, Aves, Passeriformes, Muscicapidae. The transcript is spliced from 7 exons. Gene Ontology annotation, cellular component: EMC complex. The coding region runs from base 1 to 780 and encodes 259 amino acids.
AUGCUGACUCCAUGCUGUGGGGGUGGACGUGUUGGAGAUUCCCAAAGCAAGCACAAGGACCGGUGCCGGCCCUUCCCACAGCGGCUCGGCCCGGAGCUGCAGCGGAGCGAACGGGCACGCGCCGCGGGCUCGGGGGCGGGGCCGCAGGGGGCGGGGCGGAUUAGCAUAACAGAUUCUCCUCUGCAAAUCUUGGAGAAUCUUGACAGUGUAGCACCUGCUAAGCCACUACAAACAAGUUAUGAGAGCCUGACAUCAUACUUUGGAGCUGAUUUAAUAAUGGCUAUCAGGACAGAUGGAAGUUUUGUGGUUCAUGAUGUACCUUCAGGAUCUUACGUCGUGGAAGUUAUAUCCCCUGCUCAUAAAUUUGAGCCCGUGCGAGUUGACAUAACUUCAAAAGGCAAAAUGAGAGCAAGAUAUGUGAAUUACAUCAAACCCUCUGAAGUUGUCAGGCUGCCAUAUCCACUCCAGAUGAAAUCUUCUGGACCACCUUCAUACUUUAUAAAGAGGGAAUCUUGGGGAUGGACAGAUUUCCUCAUGAACCCUAUGGUGAUGAUGAUGGUUCUUCCAUUAUUGAUAUUUGUGCUUUUGCCUAAAGUUGUCAACACCAGUGAUCCUGAUAUGAGGCGGGAAAUGGAGCAGUCGAUGAACAUGCUGAAUUCCAACCAUGAGCUGCCAGAUGUGUCUGAAUUCAUGACAAGACUUUUCUCUUCAAAAUCUUCCAGCAAGUCUGGUGGUAGCAGCAGUAAAGCAGGGAAAAGUAGUUCUGGAAAAAGGAGGUAGUUAGGUCUUCCUCCUAAGUCUGAGUUUGCACAGCUGUUUGCUAUUUUGUGGUGUCAUGUUUAUUUGUCUUGAAAGAUCAAAAAACCACUGCUGUAAACUUUAACCAGGCACAACACAUUAUGUUAUGCUACAAGUGUGGUUUGUAGCUUUGUUUUUUAGACUGUAUAAGCUGUUUUGUACUUGACAGUAAGCAAAAGAUGACAUGGCUUCAAUACUGUAUCUGUAUAAAGUUAUUGAUGAUAAUGAAUUUAACUAUAUUGUUCUGUAGAGAAUUAAAAUAAAUUAUACAAUGUGCUUCACAGUAAUAAAUGUCUUAAGACAGUGUAUAAAAAAAUUUUGAAGAUAAUA